AUGCAGUUCUUCCUCACUAGCCUCCUCACUGCCGCCGCCGCCGUCACGGCCUCUCCCCUCUCCCGCAACUACGCCCAGCAGCAUGCGCGUGCCGUCGUUACGACUACCCCCAUAUCCGACGUCGUCGUCACCCCGAGCUUCAUCGCUCCGGCGGGCGGUGAGUCGUACAAGGCUGGCUCCAACCAGACCGCCUCGUGGGAUACCUCGAAGAUCGACGAGGAGGCUAAGGAUUACACCGGCGUGUUGUACCUCGGUUAUUCGGACGGCAAGUCCGAGAGCGAGAACCUCGACAUCGCCCACCCUCUUGCGUACGGCUUCAAGCUCACGGACGGCUCCGUGAACUACACCAUCCCGGCCAACGCGACCGAGCGCGACUCGUACUUCCUUGCUCUUGUCGGUGACAGUGGUAACCUCAGCCCGAAGUUCACCAUCACCGCGUAA
Molecule: messenger RNA, 441 nt
Organism: Peniophora sp. CBMAI 1063
Lineage: Eukaryota; Fungi; Basidiomycota; Agaricomycetes; Russulales; Peniophoraceae
Source: the annotation of a GenBank genome assembly